GCCCUAAAAUGCACAAACACUGGAGCAGACGGAUCUCACCAGCUAUAUAACGUCAAUACUGACCCCAUCUGACACCGUAUGAUGCUCUAUCAUUGCUGCACCUCAACUGCCUCCAAUAAUCUGCCUGUAGCAACAGUUGUUAUUAUUCCUGGCUUUUGAAACAUGGAGCUUUUCCCUAGAAUAACUAAAGGCAACCCUGUUUUAGUUCUGUCGCGUCUACAGCUGUGUGACCUGAACCUGGAUCAUGUUGGAGAAGAACAGAAGAGGCAAAUUCAGCAGCUUUACCUCACUUACAACAGCUUCUCGCUUUUCCCCACCUCCAUCUGCCUACUCUCCAACCUGGAGCACCUGGAUCUGAGCAACAACUACCUCACAGCUAUGCCUGAGGACAUUACACGGUUAGCAAACCUAAAAACUCUGGUGGCCAAGAAUAAUCAUUUUGAUGAGACGUCCUUCCCCAAGCACUUUGGCACCAUGCACAUUGAAAGCCUGAACCUGAGUGGGAACCGAUUCCGUGAGAUUCCGAGGCAGUUCCUGAAGCUCAGCAGGCUGUUGUCAUUGUCUCUCGGUGGAAACAGGUUAAAGAGCAUCCCUGCAGAGAUAGAAAACCUGAAUAGGCUGGAGAUGCUGUAUCUGGGUGGGAACAUGAUCUCUUCCAUCCCUCCUGAACUGGCCAACCUGCGGUGCCUCAGAUACCUGGUACUGUGUGAUAACUGCGUCCAGAGCAUUCCUCCACAGCUCAGCAGACUUCACUCCUUGCUGUCUCUCAGUCUCCACAACAACCUCCUGACAUUCCUCCCUCGGGAGAUCCUCAGCCUGGUCCACCUGCAGGAGCUUAGUCUCCGUGGCAACCCGCUGGUGGUACGCUUCAUCAAGGACAUGACUUAUGAUCCUCCAUCCCUGCUUGAGUUGGCUGGUCGGACUAUCAAAUCCCGGAACCUUCCUUACCUGCCAAGUGACCUGCCGGCCAACCUGUGCCACUACCUUGAUAUGGCCAGCAAGUGUCCUAACCCCAAAUGCGCUGAAUGCAGCUCUCCCUGCAGCUCCAAUCCACAAAGUGACACUGAGUCGGAAGAAGAGAGCAGUGUUCCUGCCGACAGGCUGCAGAGGGUGCUUUUGGGAUAGCCUGGUCUUCCAAUUGCACGAAGUCUUCAUGCUAUGUCUUGCCCCAUUACGCAGAUCUCUCAGCAGUCUUUUAGUCUUUUUGGAGGAAAAAUGGUCCUGAACCCACAUGAAAUGGGAACAUGUUUACCAGUGUUCUGAAAUGAGACAGGGCUGGUCCACUCUGUGAGUUAAGAAUGCCUUUAGUUAGCAAGUUAAACUAGGUCUGGAAAAAUCUAGUGACAUUUCAUUUGGCUAGCAAUUAACUAGUUACCUAGCUAGUCAGCUAAAACUUCACUGGAAAUAAACAGCUUAUGUUAUUAUUCAUUACCUAGCCAAUAAUGUAGUUAGCUAGCGAAUUUAACUAGCUAGUUGACUAAGAGUCACCUACUACCUUUAAAAUAAGAAGUGCUAUAUGAUAAUUCACACAAUUCAAAGGCAAGUUUUAGGCACUGUGGACACGUAUAUUCAGACAGAGGCUUACUCUAGAAUUAUACAAGGUGUUUCUACUGUAAGUGAAAAGGAACCUUGAGUGGUUACUCUUUAACUGAGCCCUUCUGUUCACAUUUUGGCUGCUCACAAAACUCUGUACAAGGGUCGUAGACAUUGUUGACUCAAACUGUGUACUCGUGAUAUAGUUAUUUAAAAAGAGCACAAACCCUGAAGUGCCAAUGACAAACUGCUGAAACAACAUCUUGGAUAUCCCUGUAUUGCCUCUGAGGUAGCUACAGUGUUUUAGUGUGGACAUUAUUACUGGAAGUGGCUUUUCUCUGCCAUAGUUAAACAGCCAUGCAAGCUUAAUGGACUCUGACUAUGACUAUGACUGUUAUUGAGAGUCUCUCGAUCUUAUACUCUUUUUUGAAAUAUGUAACAAAAUCACCCUGAUCUGUCAGGUAUAACGUUACGAAGACCUCUGCUUACAUCUGAUUUACAUACUGUUCUGACAGAUUUCGGCCUGCACAAGUUUUAUUGACAAGACUGAAUGCACAAUAAUAGCUUUUCAUCAUUUGCCCCAUGGCCUAGUAAUAUCAUAUAAAAGUGGUAAUAAAGCGGAGAUCCAGCACUUUAUGACAUAGGAUAUUAGUUUUAGCGUAAUUGUGCUCUAUGUUCUAAAAAGUUAUUGGUUUGCUAGGUUGCCUUGUCUCUUGCCAGGAUCUGUGAGUUUGUGGUGUCAUAUAAAUGAAUCAGACCAUCAGGUCACCUUGUCUCUUGCCAGGAUCUGUGAGUUUGUGGUAUCAUAUAAAUGAAUCAGACCAUCAGGUCACCUUGUCUCUUGACAGGAUCUGUGAGUUUGUGGUGUUAUGUAAAUGAAUCAGACCAUCAGGACACGUCAUUUGUUGUCAGACUUUAUCAUAUGGUGUAAUUAGCUUGUAUAGUUUUAGGGCCAGAUAUAACACUGAUUGUUGUAAAGCUUUGUGUCAAAGAGUUGAAAGCUAAUAUUUGACAGCCUAUGUGGAGCAUGUUGGCACUGUAUCUCAGCAUUACUCAGCAAAAAGGUGAAGAACCUUCACUUGCAGGAGUGAGACAUUUGCCAACUUCAUAUUAAUAAAGAGAACUGCAAAGAAAUACCACCUUGACAUUUUGUACACAGUACAAUGCCUUGCAAUUGCAUUAUAAUGCAUUGCUCCUCAUGAAUUUACUGUUCACAUGAUUAUGUCUUAAUAAAACAAUUUUUCAGUA
Molecule: messenger RNA, 2781 nt
Organism: Pygocentrus nattereri (red-bellied piranha)
Lineage: Eukaryota; Metazoa; Chordata; Actinopteri; Characiformes; Serrasalmidae
Gene: lrrc58a
Product: leucine rich repeat containing 58a
Exons: 4
Coding region: 163-1125 (320 amino acids)
Biological process (GO): hormone-mediated signaling pathway
Cellular component (GO): plasma membrane
Molecular function (GO): protein binding
Source: RefSeq, a predicted model, not a curated record